Molecule: messenger RNA, 7362 nt
Organism: Toxotes jaculatrix (banded archerfish)
Lineage: Eukaryota; Metazoa; Chordata; Actinopteri; Toxotidae
Gene: bag5
Product: BCL2 associated athanogene 5
Exons: 3
Coding region: 277-1737 (486 amino acids)
Biological process (GO): regulation of inclusion body assembly; protein stabilization; negative regulation of protein ubiquitination
Cellular component (GO): membrane; cytoplasm; cytosol
Molecular function (GO): adenyl-nucleotide exchange factor activity; protein-folding chaperone binding
Source: RefSeq, a predicted model, not a curated record
AAAAACAGAUAAGUAAAUCGCCCACAAGAUAACGCGUUUAUAUGUGUUUUACUAAGCCGAUGUUAGUGUGUUAUAAUUCAGCUAAACAGACAGUCACACAUCCUAUUUGUCGAGUCAAGCAAACGCCGAUAAAUGGCUUUUAUUCAAAUUUAUUAAGCAAAGAGAAACUCCGUGUUAGUUCACAUGCGACCAGGAAAGUAACUACGAGAAGGUUGCUAGGUAGGCUAAUGUUUAGCUUUAAUCAGCGGAGGUUCGCACUUUUCCACAACAGUUCAGAUGGCUGUGCGCUGGCUAUGCAGCCUGUUUGGGAAGCCCUUUGAUGGUGGGAAAAGGAUGGACCAUGGCGGCCCACAGCAGCAGCAACAGCAUCCGAUGGAGCAGCAGCAUCAGCCGUAUAAUCCGCAGCACCCUGCCAUGAUGCGGCUGUACGAGGUCCAGAAGGAGGUGGCGUCUCUGGGGCCUCAGGUCUGCACCUUCAGCGGCCUGCAGAACGACCGUGACUACAAGCGUCUGGAGCGUGAGCUGACCCGUCUGCUGCUGGAGGUGGACCAGGUAGACACGGAGGGCAAACCGGAGCUGCAGGGGGCACGAAAGAGGGCAGCACAGGAGGUGGAGGGCCUCCUGCGGUACCUGGAGGAGAACGCCACUCAUCCAUCCCGUCUGGCCAUCGAGGAGCUCAGCAACGAGGCGCGGCGGCUGGUGGACGAACGCGUGGUGGCACCUCAGCGUGCCGGCGGGGUGGCUGAAAUAAAUGACGAGCUGGUGGAUGCCCUGCAGGAGCUCGUGCUGAGGCUCACCCAGGUCAAGACCGAAGGGAGGGUGCCGCUCCGCAAAGCACGUUACCGGGCACUGACGCGCUUGUGUGCCGUGCAGGACGUGAUCGAAGGGCGCACGCAACAGCAGACCCUCUCCCUGCCGCUGUCUGGGGACACCCACGAGGCCGUGCACCGCAUCAACCAGGUGAUGGUGAAGGUGAGCGUGGCCCGCGGUCAGCUGGUGGCUCUGCUGAUGGGCCUGAGUGGGAGGGACAGCUGCGCCCACCUGUCACGCAUCCUGACGGAGAUGCAGGUGGAGCUGGACGCUCUGGAUGUUUCUGGCAACGCAGCGAUCAGAAAUUACAGGAAACAGGUUGUGGAGGAGAUAAACGGGCUGCUGAAACAUCUGGACCUGGAGGGGGAGGGAGACGACACACGCAGGUAUGACCUGGCACAGAACAACUCCAUCCGUGAGAUCGAGGCCGUGCGAGCUCACGUCUCCCACCUGCGAGAGGGCGUCCUGCGACACUGCGUGAUGGGCGACCUCAGCUUCAGACCCAAAGCCGAGCUGCAGAGCCUCCUCACGCACCUGGACCAGGUGGACACGGCCAAGAACCCGUGCAUCCGAGAGGCCCGCCGCCGCGCCGUGGUGGAGGUCCAAGCUGUCAUCACCUUCCUGGACCUGCGCGAGGCGCUGGCCCGCCGCCAGCCGGGCCCCAACGAGCACCCGUCACACCGGGCCGUGUGGCUGGUCCUGGGGAGCCUCUCGGACCUCCAGGCCCAGGUGCUGGGCUUCGACGGCAAGCGGGUCGACAAGAGCUACAUGAUCCUGGAGGAGCUGCUCACCAAGCAGCUGCUGGCGCUGGACGCCGUGGACCCGCAGGGCGACGAGACGACCAAGGUGGCGCGGAAGCAGGCGGUGAAGUUCGCCCAGAACAUUCUCAACUACCUGGACAUGAAGACAGACGAGUGGGAGUAUUAAUUCAAUAAAAACACGGAUCACAGUGUGGGAGACGUGGGAUGAGACACCGCUGCAGGAAAGAAAGGAGCUGAUAAUGUGUGUAAAUAAUAUUAAAAAAAAAGAAAAACUGGUACGUUAUCGUUCCAUGGGCUGUAUAUAUUGACUCGAAUACCCAGAAUGCACUGCAGCAGCGCUUUUCUUUCGUCUCUGUGUGGUAGUCGUGGCGCACCCUGCUGAGAAGUCAACAACACAGAACUCCUUUUGUGAAACACACUUUCAAAAACAUUUUUUUGUGCUUUGACAAUUUUCUUUUUAAAAUCUCUGAUGUGUGCGUGCGUGCGUGCGCGUGUGCGUGUGAGCCGUCCUUGUUGCCGUAGCAUCCGAUGUGUGUGUGGUUGUUGAAGCCUGCUGCCAAAGCACUGAUUAAUGCCUGUUAAAGUGGUCGUAUCCGUGUGAUGGAUCGCUUCCGCAGUCUCUUCCCCGUCUGGCCCGAUUAAUCGGAGUGUCAGUUGCUAGUGGAGACGGCCAAUGCAUGUUUUAAAUACAGUGACCCGAUUAGGGAGAAACGCCCACUGUGACCGUGAGACCAGGCCUCGGUCCAGGUUGUGGUACCUGUUGGUACUGAGCUGGUUUUGGAUGCUGGGAGAGAAAAACAAAAACUAAUGUGGUCUGAUUCUGUUUGGUAAAGCAGAUGGUCUGAACAAAUGCUAAAUGGAAAAUGAAUUAAAAAUUAAUCUGCACCGAAAUUUGCUUUUACACAAUUGACAAAGAUUUUUUUUUUGGGGGGGGGGGGGGGGGGGGCAGAAGUUUUAGAAACAGCAUCACAGGUGAAACUUUAGAGGCGGAGCCAAAGCAAACAGCAGCUGGUACUGAAGCCAGGUAAUCUGUGUUUAAACAGAUGUGAUCACAGAGAUCACACAGUGGGAGUUUGCAUUACUGAUGUAAGGUCACUCUCUACUCCUGCGUGACCCUGUUUGUCCCCUCAGCAUUUGGUCCUUGUCUCUGGUAGCAGUCCAGUCCACACCACCGUGGCAAACUCCCCCCAAAACCCCGGGAACCACAGCUGUCGUGGGCAGACGGUUCAAGGAAGGACGAACGAAUAAAGUCGAGCCUCUUCACGGAAGCGUGGAUGAAGGAGGCGGGAAACUGGAGGUGUUAUCUCGGGAGGCAGCCUGCCAGCUGUUCGCAGGAUGGUUCAGACGAUGAAAGUUUCCUUUCCGUUCGCCGCUUGUGUAGCUGUUAGUCUGUAAUGUGUUUCAGAUGUUUGUUGUGACUUCGUGUGAUCGCACUCGUCUAUAAAUGGAUCAGGUUUGAAUUCAGAGACAGGGGAGGCGAGAUUUUUUGCUGUUGCCGCUGCUGCUUCGGGUUUUUUGUUUGAACUGACGGAGGACCGUGCGAGGUCCCUGGGGAGAGGGAGAGGAGGCUGAGGCUGUGAUGUCCUCUGGAUUGACACAUCAAGGCUGAAGCUCACAGGGCCGACAGUCGGGAGUAGUGACGGUGAUCGCAGUCGACAGAGCCUUCUAGAAACUUCUCGGAGCUGCUGCUGCUGGAGACGGUGGGAGGGAGGGAAAGGACUGGAAGAGAAGUCCAAAUCUCGGUGCCUUUUAUUUUCACCCUUCCCUUUGCACCGGUUCGAGUGAAGGCAGCCGUGUGGUGCAGCGGCCGGACUGAGACCAAGCAGCCGCUCGUUUCUGAGACGCAUCCAUGCACAGGAGCGAGCACACUGAAGCACUGAAUGUGUUUGUUUAUGGAGAGCACCUUGGCCGUUAUCGCCACCAGAAAUUUGCACUACUCAUCAGAAAAUUGAGGCUUUUUCGAUUCAGUAUUUAUUCCCUGAUAAAGGUGGCGCUGCCGCGGUCAGUAAUUAACUCAGACCGACAGCAGGCGAUGAGAUGAGUCACAUUGUGCUUUCACACUGCAGAUAGCCUCGAUGAUGGAGCAGCUCUGAGAGCAAUUUGGGAAACAGUCGCCGAAAAUCACCUCACGAAACUGAAUAAUUAGCUAAUUAAAUGACUUAACAGCUUCCGGAUGAGGUCGUUUUUAAUCUCUGCAGAAGAUUUCGAAUUUAAAGGCUCAUUCUUCAUCCUGGAAACAGCAGUUAACCAUCAUCAUCAUCAUCCUCUAGCUGUUCUGGAGCUUUCAGUCAUAUCACGUGAUCCUCAUUUUGGUCGUAGAAGUGUACCUGUUCAAACCAAAGUUUGACAAAUUUAACGCAAGAGAAAUUUCAUGUUAACAUGGGAUCAGCUGUAGGUCAGCUGAACCCAGUCUCUCCACUCUGACCAGGGUCAUUUCCAGCUGCAGCAGGCAGACACAGCUAGAGACCAGCGGGUGAACAGAGAGGAGCAUUCAGCAGCUACAGAGCCGGACAUUUCCCUCAGGAGCUGGUUGAGACCAAAAACAGAGCUAAAAACGAGGCAAUGCUGGAUUCAGAUUCAUCAAAUGGACAGAAACACGACUACAAAUCAAAGAUAAGAUUGUUCUGUCUGUCUGGGCUAACAGUCACUUAAAGCAGGACUGAGGUCAACACUGACCUGAACACCUACAUUUCUGUGACAGUUCGGCAAACUUCAUUUGUCACUUAAGAUCUCUAACUCUUUAAUUUAAUUUAGUAAAAUAGAAAAGUUUCUCUUGCCCGCUGCAGGCAGUAAUGUUAGUUAUAAAAUCCAGUAUGUGAUUAAUUAAUCAUAUCAGUGGGAAUUAUUAUCAUUACAUGUGCUGCUUGGAAGCACUGAAGAAAAUGUUAUAUAAUAAAUAACUACAAUAUACUGUCAGUUUUAUCAUGUGAAAUGAUAGAAAUGUCCAGAAAAGCUGCUUAGUGGACUUUUAGAGGUGAAAGUCCAGUUUCAUUCAGUUUGCCAACUUUCUCAUGCAUUAAAAUCACCUGAGCAGAGGAACAGGAAACUAUUGAUCUCAUCUGAUUGGAGCAACGGUUCAUCAGCUGAGAGUCCCUGCGCUUGCUCCGGUUGCUCGCAGUGUGAACGCACAACAAAGGUUCAAAUGUCGUGACGGUUUCUGAGACUCACGUUGUUUAAGACUAAAGCAACAAAGCUGGAGCGAACCUUUAGGUGUUUGUUGCUCAUCCUAGCUGCCUAAAAAGUUGUCCUGUGUGUCACUGCUUUCUGAAAACACAAAAACAUGUUCGGUGAACUCCCACAGACCCUUUUUAUCUGCACGAAGCUGCUAUUGGAAGCGUUUUCUGGCACAAAGCCUGCAGCUCGGCCUCCUGGGUGUGGAGCUGACUCAUACGGGAGAAAAUUAGAUUAAAUGGCGUUCGUCAGUCUGCCUGGCUACAGAUGCUUUCUCACAGCGAACCUUAUGCUCUCUUAGACCAAACCAACCCGGACACACCUUAAGUUCACAUGCUCCUUUUUGUAUGCAGUAAUUAAUUAAUAUAUAUAUAUAUAUAUAUACAAAAUGUACAUUUAGUCCUGGCAGUUCACCACAUUUCUGAACAUUGCUUCUUUUUUAAACAUCCGUUUGAAUAAUUUAUCAAAAGUUUUACACUGUAUAAAGAAAUUUUACUUGGAUCUUCUGUCUAAUCGUCUCAAAGCCUCUGUGGUUUUUUUUUUUUUUUAUGAAAUAUUAGUGGCGCCUCCAUGAGUGGGCGUUCUGGCAGCCAUACAGAUUUACACUCUGUGGUUCAUAAGUACAAACUUAAAAGGGAGGAUGGCAGAGAGGUAAAGCACCAUUUUCUAAAUGUUUUGCUGAAGUCGAGGUUUUUGUUGGAAGCUGUGCCAGCAAGAUGGAGCGAGUAACACUUCAACAAGAGAUUUAGGUAAAACAGACCAAUUUCACUUCUGAAUUCAUGGGAACUUUAAGUGAUAACUGUUCUAAACUCCAGAGCUGCAACAGUUAUUUUUUUAUUCUCCAUUAAUCGGUCCGUUAUUGUUCUUGAUGAAUCGAUCAAAGGAAGCCAGGAGAUAUUCACAUUUAGAAUUUUGUCUCGUUUUCUAAAAAAAAUCAAAAACAAAAAAGACUCAAAACAAUUCAUCGAUCAUCAAAAUGGUUUCUUUUCAAUUAAUUGUUGCAGCUCUGGUAAAAUGCAUGUAACGUCUUAACAAAAUAAAAGCAGGCAGGCAACUUGAAGGAGGUACAAGUAUUUACAGUUAUCAUCCCCUGCAUGAGUGUAGGUCUCCAUAUUCUAUACGUUAUUGUGAACAGAUCCCAUGAAGAGGUGCUACACGCCCUGAUAUCGCUGGCAUUUGACUCCAGAGGGGACAGUAGAUUCAAGACUGACAAAUGGGUUCAUGUACAAUAUCCACAUUCAGUUAGUUUGUCCUGUUAUUAUUCUGAAAACUAACUCCAUGUGACAACAGUUCAGUCCUGCAGGUGUUAAAGCUGCUGUACUGCUUUUUAUUAAGUUAUCAUUUCUAUGAACGGGGAUCAUAAAGUGAUCAGGAAAUACAUUAACGGGUGGUCUGAAUUUAAUCGGUCUGAACCAGUAUUCAAACCUCCAACCCUGAGCCAGGAUACUUAGAUAUUCCAGCUCCUGCUGUCUGUGUUCACAGUCAUCUCCACAGACGCUGUGUAUUCCCUCAGCACACAGCUGGGCCGCUAAAAGCAGCUCAGGCUCGUCUGAACUUGGUGGCACUGGAGUCCAUUAGUCGAGAGUUUAAAAGAUUCAGACCCAGUGGGUAUUUAAAGUCUGCCGUCUGACUUCUAUCAGCCCUUCACAGGACGAUGCUUUUACACCGAACAACAAAAGGGCCGAGCAACUUCAGCAGAUUCAGAGGUUUCAAAGGUCUGAUUUUCCUGCCGUAGGUUGAAUGUAGUCACUGAGGAAUGUUUCGUCUUCGUAUCUCAUUGAACCAAAGUUAAUUUCAAUAAGGUGAAAUCAGCUGGAAAUCAGUAUUAUUCAUCAAGAACUGAGAUGGCAGCAGAAAGGUGUGCAGAGGGAGGAGAAAUCUGGGAGAUGGGCUGACAGAAUCUGUAUUUACAGUGAUACCAGCUAAAAAAAAGUUCUCAGAGUUCAGGCAGAGUUUAACGACCAGCAGCCAGCUGCAGCAGCUGAAUCACAGAAAACUGGCUGCUUUGUUCCGUUGCACCAUCUCCACUUGCACCACAGUUUAAGUCGACUGUUUUCAAAAAUUUGGGCAUCAUCUUCACAUUCUUAUCCUAAAUUUCUCACUUUUUUGCUGUGGAGUUCCAAGUUGGAGUCACCGAACCAAACCAGCACAAACUUGUAGUAAAAUGCUUAUUGAAUUAAUGCUUGUGAGAUUUAGAGAUGGCUGAGGGUUGAAUCAAUCUUCUGUCUUAUUUUAAUGUGAGCAAAAAUGACGACAAACCUGAAAACUUUACGAAAGCAGAAAUUUAGCAGAUGAAAAAAAAAGAUCUUCCUUACUGAGCUUUGGCAAAAAGUUCUUUCAUUGAAGCGCACUUUUCUAUGUUCCUUACUCUCUGUUGGUUAUUACUGCUUUGCCUUUCUUUAUGCAAAUAACAGGAAUUUGGUCUGUGACAGAAAAGUUAUGGGGCUUUUUCUUUUUCCUCAAAUACAUGUUUUCUUAAGUCGCCUUUAACUGCACUGAUUGUGACAGGCUUUUGCUGUUUCUCCUCCAAGACACGCUUGUACAAAAAGCACACUGAGACUGGAAAAAAAAAAAAAAAAAAAAAAAAGCUGUGUGAAUGCUCUGUGGAUGGUUGUGUUUU